Messenger RNA from Chaetomium globosum CBS 148.51, 720 nucleotides. RefSeq lists its product as uncharacterized. The record is from RefSeq and is a predicted model, not a curated record. Gene Ontology annotation, molecular function: S-adenosylmethionine-dependent methyltransferase activity; O-methyltransferase activity. The transcript has 3 exons. The coding region runs from base 1 to 720 and encodes 239 amino acids. NCBI's taxonomy places the organism in Eukaryota, Fungi, Ascomycota, Sordariomycetes, Sordariales, Chaetomiaceae.
AUGCUCGGCAGCAUUCUUCCUUUCGAUGAGGAGCAAGUGGACCGCGUCAGCGAGUACUGCGAGAAGCGCUCCCUCCCCAUCACUGACAACCUGGCCGACCACUGGGAGUGGACCCGCACUCGUUUCCCCGAUGCCGACAAGAUGUCCAGCUGCCUCCAGGGCUCCUGGAUGAUCUUCACCGCCAGGGACCGCAAGCCCAAGCGAAUCUUGGAGAUCGGCUGCUUCUCCGGCUACAGCGCGCUCGCCUGGUACGAGGGUACCAAGGAUACCAAGGCCGAGAUUGUGACGCUGGAGUACAGCCGCAAGAUGAUCGCUGCCUCCCGCGAGGCGUUCGCCAAGUACGGGGUUGAGGACCGCAUCAAGCUGGUCGAGGGCCCCGCCGAGAAGACGCUCCCCACCCUGACGGGCGAGUUCGACCUCAUCUUCGUCGACGCCAACAAGGAUGGCUACGCCAACUACGUGAAGACGAUCCUGGACCAGAAGCUCCUCUCCCCCAACGGCAUCAUCCUCUGCGACAAUGUCUUUGCUCGCGGCCUUUCGAUUGGCCCGGACUGCGCCCCGUGGCUCAACGACCACGUCCGCCCCUACUGGCUCAGCUGCGGCCAGGCGCUGGAUGAGUUCAACACGAACCUUAUGAAGGACGAGCGCGUUGACGUGCUGCUGCUGCCCCUCUUCGACGGUGUUACUCAGAUCCGGUGGAGGGACCAGGUGAAGGCUUAA